This is a messenger RNA of Suillus discolor, 602 nucleotides long. Its product is annotated as cytochrome P450. The transcript is spliced from 3 exons. The coding region runs from base 71 to 496 and encodes 141 amino acids. The record is from RefSeq and is a predicted model, not a curated record. Lineage: Eukaryota; Fungi; Basidiomycota; Agaricomycetes; Boletales; Suillaceae. Gene Ontology annotation, molecular function: oxidoreductase activity, acting on paired donors, with incorporation or reduction of molecular oxygen; iron ion binding; monooxygenase activity.
UUGAUUUGAUCGUUUAGAUUCAUCGUAUGACUGCUUGAAUGAUUUCAGGGUCAUCUAUUCAGUGUUCCUUAUGCACAGGAGAACAGAUCUAUGGGGACCAGAUGCGUUGGAGUUUGAUCCGGAUAGAUGGCUCGACGAGCGUAUGCAGAAAUAUGUGCUUCGUAAUCCCUAUAUCUUCCUUCCAUUUAACGCGGGACCGAGGAUUUGCUUGGGGCAAAAUUUUGCCUACAACCAAAUGUCGUUCAUGCUUAUUCGUUUGCUGCAAAACUUUUCCGCAAUUGCAUUGUCCCCCGAGCCUGCAAUGUGCCCACCUGCGUGGUGGGCUGAGAAAGACGGUCGACAGGCCAUUGAGCGAUUCAAGCCGAGACACCACUUGACACUUUAUGCCCAUGUGAGUCCCUCUGAUAUGCUUUCCAGCCACCUAAUUGGGUUCUCCUCACAGGGUGGUAUGUGGGUCAAGAUGGAAGCUGUAGAUGACGCCGAAGUCAUACAGUGACUAAAUAUGACUUUCUUGCUAUAUACAGGCACAUCGACAUGCCAUAUCACCAGUAUUUUUUCUUGCAAGUUUAUAGAAUGGCCUAUAAGUGUAAAGCUUCCACAUA